Messenger RNA from Drosophila bipectinata, 5003 nucleotides. RefSeq names its product dynein heavy chain, cytoplasmic-like. Gene Ontology annotation, cellular component: dynein complex. Gene Ontology annotation, molecular function: dynein intermediate chain binding; minus-end-directed microtubule motor activity; dynein light intermediate chain binding. The record is from RefSeq and is a predicted model, not a curated record. Gene Ontology annotation, biological process: microtubule-based movement. Lineage: Eukaryota; Metazoa; Arthropoda; Insecta; Diptera; Drosophilidae.
AUGUUGUGGCUCAACCGACCAAUUCAAUGCCUCGCCAGGACAAGUCGAAGCCAUCGCACCUACCACAGGGCCUUACCUGCGCAUCGGGGUUUCCAGAAACCCAUCACUUUCCCGGUGCAGCGAGGUGAAACAUCUCUGGUCCUGGUGGAUGAGGCGCGCCGAUUCAUACAGGAUUGUUUGCUUCGGAUGAAUGUGCCUACAAGUAAGUUGCGUUCCAUUAGCGAGUUCUUGGUGGUGGCCGAUUAUCGCGGAAACUUCGGAAACGGCCUGAAUCGCUUGGAUGGCUAUCUGAGUGACCUGCAAAUGGGCCAUGCCAGGGCGGACGCCGAGCCAAGCGUCAUUAACGAAACAGCCGCCACAGCCCACGUGGACGGCAACUCCGCUUUGGGCGUCAUUGUGGGGGAUUUCUGCAUGGAUCUGGCUGUUCAGAAAGCCCAGAAAGCGGGCAUAGGAUUCGUGGUAGCCAAGAAGUCGCAUCACUUUGGAAUGGCUAGUUGGUAUGCUUUCCGGGCGGCGGUUCGUGGCUUCGCCGGCCUGGUAAUACUGAAACGGAAGUCGCUGGCGGUGAAGAAGCAGGAACUACAGGCCAAGAACGAGGCGGCCAACGCGUAGCUCAAGCAGAUGUUCCAGGACCAGCAAGAGGCCGAGAAGAAGAAGAUCUAGUCGCAGGAGAUCCAGAUCCGGCUGGCCGACCAAACAGUCAAGAUCGAGGAGAAGCGCAAAUAUGUGAUGGCCGACCUGGCUCAGGUGGAGCCGGCUGUCAUCGAAGCCCAGCAAGCGGUCAAGUCGAUACGCAAGCAACAGCUCGUUGAGGUGCGAACCAUGGCUAAUCCACCGUCGGUGGUCAAGUUGGCCCUGGAAUCGAUCUGCCUGCUGCUGGGCGAGAAUGCGACCGAUUGGAAAUCGAUCCGGGCCGUGAUCAUGCGCGAAAAUUUCAUAAAUUCAAUUGUAUCUAACUUCGGUACCGAGAACAUAACCGAUGAGGUGCGCGAGAAGAUGAAGUCCAAGUACCUCAGCAACCCAGACUACAACUUCGAGAAGGUCAACCGUGCCAGUAUGGCGUGCGGACCCAUGGUUAAAUGGGCCAUAGCUCAGAUUGAGUAUGCCGACAUGCUGAAGCGCGUCGAGCCCUUGCGCGAGGAGUUGCGCUCGCUGGAGGAGCAGGCCGACGUUAACCUGGCCAGCGCCAAGGAGACCAAGGACCUGGUGGAGCAGCUGGAGCGCAGCAUCGCUGCCUACAAGGAGGAGUACGCUCAGUUGAUUUCCCAGGCCCAGGCCAUCAAAACGGAUCUGGAGAACGUCCAGGCCAAGGUGGACCGCUCGAUCGCUUUGCUCAAGAGCCUCAACAUUGAGCGAGAGCGUUGGGAGUCUACCAGCGAGACGUUCAAGUCUCAGAUGUCCACGAUUGUGGGCGACGUGCUGCUGUCCGCAGCCUUCAUAGCCUACGGUGGCUACUUCGACCAGCACUAUCGGUUGAAUCUGUUCACCACCUGGUCGCAGCAUCUCCAGGCGGCCAGCAUCCAAUACCGGGCAGACAUCGCACGCACCGAGUAUCUGUCCAAUCCCGACGAGCGUCUCAGGUGGCAGGCCAACGCCCUGCCCACGGACGACUUGUGCACGGAGAACGCCAUCAUGCUGAAGCGCUUCAACCGCUACCCUCUGAUCAUCGAUCCCUCGGGUCAGGCCACUACCUUCCUGCUCAACGAAUAUGCCGGAAAGAAAAUCACGAAGACGUCCUUCCUGGACGAAUCUUUCCGCAAGAAUCUGGAGUCCGCGCUCCGCUUCGGUAAUCCUCUGCUGGUGCAAGACGUGGAGAACUAUGACCCUAUUCUGAAUCCCGUGCUCAAUCGCGAACUGCGUCGCACGGGUGGUCGAGUGCUGAUCACUCUAGGUGACCAGUAUAUUGACUUGUCACCCUCGUUCGUCAUAUUCCUGUCCACUCGGGAUCCCACUGUCGAGUUCCCUCCGGACAUCUGCUCCGGAGUUACGUUUGUGAACUUCACUGUGACCCGAAGCUCGCUCCAGUCGCAGUGCUUGAACCAAGUGCUGAAGGCGGAGCGCCCAGACAUCGAUGAGAAGCGCUCCGAUCUUCUGAAGCUGCAGGGCGAGUUCCGUUUGCGACUCCGCCAGCUGGAGAAGAGCCUGCUGCAGGCGCUGAACGACGCCAAGGGCAAGAUCCUGGACGACGACUCGGUGUUUACCACCCUGGAGACCCUCAAGAAGGAGGCCUACGACAUCAACCAGAUGGUGGACGAGACCGACAAGGUCAUAGCUGAGAUUGAGACGGUGUCCCAGCAGUACCUUCCCCUCUCGGUGGCGUGCAGCAAUAUUUACUUCACCAUGGACAGCCUUAACCAGGUGCACUUUCUGUACCAGUACUCGCUAAAGAUGUUCCUCGACAUAUUCUCGACCGUGCUGUACAACAAUCCGAGGUUGGAGGGCAAGUCGGACCACUCGGAGCGUCUGGGCAUCGUGACCAAGGAUCUGUUCCAGGUCUGCUACCAAAGAGUGGCCCGUGGAAUGCUCCACAACGACCGCCUGACCUUCGCUCUGCUCAUGUGCAAGAUCCAUUUGAAGGGCACCUCGGAGUCCAACCUGGAUGCCGAGUUCAAUUUCUUCCUGCGCAGCCGCGAAGGAUUGCUGGCCAAUCCCACGCCCGUGGAGGGCCUAUCUGGCGAGCAGGUGGAGGGAGUCAACCGCCUGGCCACCCGGCUGCCCAUCUUCCGAAAGCUGCUAGAGAAAGUGCGCGCCAUGCCGGAGCUGGGUGCCUGGCUGCAGCAGAGCUCUCCGGAGCAGGUGGUGCCGCAGUUGUGGGACGAGUCCAAGGCCCUCAGCCCGAUAGUCAGCUCCGUUCAUCAGCUGCUGCUGAUCCAGGUCUUCCGGCCGGACCGCGUCAUCGCCGCCGCUCACAAUGUGGUGAACACGGUUCUGGGCGAGGAUUUCAUGCCCAACGCCGAGCAGGAACUUGACUUUGCCAACGUGGUGGACAAGCAGUUGAACUGCAACACCCCGGCCCUGCUGUGCUCCGUGCCUGGAUUCGAUGCCUCUGGACGCGUGGAUGACUUGGCUGCGGAGCAGAACAAGCAGAUAUCCAGCAUCGCCAUCGGAUCCGCCGAGGGCUUCAACCAGGCCGAACGGGCCAUCAACAUGGCCUGCAAGAGCGGUCGCUGGGUCCUGCUGAAGAACGCUCACUUGGCGCCGCAAUGGCUGGUCCAACUGGAGAAGAAGAUGCAUUCCUUGCAGCCGCACUCCGGCUUCCGGCUCUUCCUCACUAUGGAAAUAAACCCGAAGGUGCCAGUCAACCUUCUCCGUGCAGGCCGCAUCUUUGUGUUCGAACCUCCACCGGGUAUUCGGGCCAACCUUUUGCGCACCUUCUCCACUGUUCCGGCUGCCAGGAUGAUGAAGGCUCCUAGCGAGCGGGCACGCCUGUACUUCCUGUUGGCCUGGUUCCAUGCCAUCGUCUAGGAGCGCCUUCGCUACGUGCCCCUGGGUUGGGCCAAGAAGUACGAGUUUAACGAGUCGGAUCUCCGUGUCGCUUGCGAUACGUUGGACACCUGGAUCGACACCACAGCCAUGGGUCGUACCAACCUCCCGCCGGAGAAGGUGCCAUGGGAUGCUCUGUUCACGCUUCUGUCCCAGUCCAUUUAUGGAGGCAAGAUCGACAACGACUUCGAUCAGCGGCUGCUGACCUCCUUCCUGAAGAAACUCUUCACCGCCCGCAGCUUCGAGGCAGACUUUGCCUUGGUGGCCAAUGUAGAUGGAUCCUCCGGUGGCCUCCGGCACAUCACUAUGCCAGACGGAACUCGCCGCGAUCACUUCCUGAAGUGGAUUGAGAACCUCACAGAUCGCCAGACGCCUUCGUGGCUGGGACUGCCGAACAACGCCGAAAAGGUUCUGCUCACGACCAGGGGAACCGAUCUGGUCAGCAAGCUGCUGAAGAUGCAGCAGCUGGAGGACGACGAUGAGCUGGCAUACAGCGUGGAGGAUCAGUCGGAGCAGUCGGCCUCUGCAGUGGCAAGAAGCGAGGACGGACGUCCGUCCUGGAUGAAGACGCUGCACAACUCGGCCACCGCCUGGCUGGAACUGCUCCCGAAGAGCCUGCAGGUGCUGAAGCGCACAGUGGAGAACAUCAAGGACCCACUGUACCGCUACUUCGAACGCGAGGUGACCAGCGGCGCCCGGCUGCUGCAGACGGUGAUCCUAGAUCUCCAGGAUGUGGUCUUGAUCUGCCAGGGCGAGAAGAAGCAGACCAACCACCACCGCUCCAUGCUCUCCGAGCUGGUGCGCGGCAUCAUCCCGAAGGGCUGGAAGCGAUACACUGUUCCUGCUGGCUGCACGGUGAUCCAGUGGAUCACGGACUUCAGCAACCGGGUGCAGCAGCUGCAGAAGGUGUCGCAGCUGGUCUCGCAGGCGGGAGCCAAGGAGCUGCAGGGCUUCCCCGUUUGGUUGGGUGGUCUGCUCAACCCGGAGGCCUACAUAACGGCCACCAGGCAGUGCGUGGCCCAGGCGAACAGCUGGUCGCUCGAGGAGCUGGCCCUGGAAGUAACCAUCACGGAUGCUGGUCUGAAGACCGAUCAGAAGGAUUGUUGCUUCGGCGUAACCGGGUUGAAGCUCCAGGGCGCUCAAUGCAAGAACAACGAGCUACUGCUCGCCUCCACCAUUAUGAUGGACCUGUCCCUUACCAUCCUCAAGUGGGUCAAGAUCUCCUCGGAGACUCGUAUCAGCAAGCUCACGUUGCCCGUCUACUUGAACUCCACCCAAACAGAGCUUCUCUUCACCGUGGACUUGGCGGUGGCUGCCGGACAGGAUUCGCACAGUUUCUAUGAGCGUGGCGUCGCCGUUUUGACUUCCACCGCCUUGAAUUAAGUGCCCGGCUAGGGCAUUCGCGAAUAUUUGGGAUUCAACAUCCGUAUAUCCACUAUAUCCCAACAAUAUACUCAGUAUCCACUUUUGCAUUAAAAAUAUUGUAAUCCAUAUUAAAGAAAUGUCUGCAUUACACAAAA